Molecule: messenger RNA, 592 nt
Organism: Rhipicephalus sanguineus (brown dog tick)
Lineage: Eukaryota; Metazoa; Arthropoda; Arachnida; Ixodida; Ixodidae
Product: kinesin-like protein KIF12
Exons: 6
Coding region: 203-592 (129 amino acids)
Biological process (GO): microtubule-based movement
Molecular function (GO): microtubule binding; ATP binding; microtubule motor activity
Source: RefSeq, a predicted model, not a curated record
UACACAGGCCAUAACACACGAUUGCGGCAUAUUUGCUAUUAGUGCCCACAACCGAAACUAGAGCUUUUCAAGAGUGUCGCGCAAGGAUUAGUAGACCAAUGAGGGUCUCACAAAAAAGAAAACGUGCUUCACCGGCCACAUAGGAGAGCGCCAACAUACGCUGUACCAGCUGGCGUCAUCAUAUGUCAUAGUAGAUGAAAGCAUGAACGACAACAUGGAGAUCAGGCCCGGCACAGCUUCUUCUCAGGACUCGUUGAUGACCCUGAACCUGGAUGACAGCGGAGGGGACCACAUCAAUGUAGUGGUUAGAGUGCGUCCUCUGACUGCCCAAGAGAGCGAGGGCAACAAGGCUCAAGCGCUGAAGUACCCGGGUGAAGGACAAGUACUGGUGGAGGAGCCAGUAAGUGGCCAAACCAAGCUGUUCACAUUCACCGUGGUUUUCGAACCGGAGGCCACCCAGGAGGACGUGUUCGAGCACUGCGGCAUCAAGCGGCUAAUUGACAUGGCGCUCGACGGGUUUGCCAGCACAAUCAUGGCGUAUGGCCAGACUGGUGCCGGCAAGACGUACACGCUAACUGGACCGCCGGUGUAG